Molecule: messenger RNA, 1808 nt
Organism: Octopus sinensis (East Asian common octopus)
Lineage: Eukaryota; Metazoa; Mollusca; Cephalopoda; Octopoda; Octopodidae
Product: sex peptide receptor-like
Exons: 2
Coding region: 576-1646 (356 amino acids)
Biological process (GO): G protein-coupled receptor signaling pathway
Cellular component (GO): membrane
Molecular function (GO): G protein-coupled receptor activity
Source: RefSeq, a predicted model, not a curated record
UACUCACAUACAUACACACCCACAAAUACACACACAAAUACACUCACACAUACACACCCACAAAUACACUCACACAUACACACACACACGUCCCCUCACCCACACGCACUCGCACCACCCCAUCCCCCAGUAAAUUCGACACUCUGCAUCCAUUCAGCCAAAGACAAAGACCGCUUCAAGUCCAGCAUUCACCAAACACCUGGAUUACCGGAAUCAAUACCCAGCAACAAGUGAGAGAGAGAGGACACCAUCAUCACUGCACACACAAUAUCCUAAACCGAGAUAGACAUAGCCAGCCACCACCAUCAUCAUCAUCAUCGUUAUGAACAAUACUGGAAAGAUGCGAAUUCUCUACGUUUGUGAGUUUGACACUUGAAACCAGAACUGAAUCCAUUCCUUGGUCUUCAACCUUCGACACUUUACUCUGAACACCACGCUGCGUUGAUGCCAUUGCUCGCUUAUAUUUCGUAAACCUCUCCACCAGUUCACACACCAUCCACCCAUCUAAAUAUCUCGAGCUACCAUCUAGUUUCAGAAAACCUCUUGCCCGGAAAUUCACCGUUUAUUAAUCCGCCAUGGAUCUGGAAAAUAUGACAUUUCGUUCAACGGGCUCUGAUGUCGAUGCGAGACAUGUCCUCGUCGAAGGCGUCUUACCGCCUGCCUGCAUCUGUGGAAUCGUCGGCAUUAUAAUCACAUUGAUAAUAUUAAGCCAUAAACACAUGGCCACCUCCACCAAUACGUACUUGAUUGGAUUGGCAGCUGCGGAUUUGAUGUUUCUGAUUAUUGUUUCGUUGCGUCUGUGGGGUGUGAUGGUCUCGCAUAGCGACUUGAACACCUGGGAGAUAUUUACCGCUUAUUCGGAGAUUUUCUUGCGAAUGUUCAACCUGAUUUCCGUAUGGAUGAUAGUCAUGCUUGCCGUUGAACGCUUUAUAGCCAUUUGCAUUCCUUAUAAAGCGAUGGACAUGUGCACGGUCAACCGAUCACGGUGCAUCGUGGUUUUCAUCUACAUCGCUGCUUUCGUUUGCCAAUCACUGCAUUUCGCCAAGUACAAGAUCGUGGCUUCGCACACCGAAUUUAACGAGAGCGAAUACACGCUGCACCACACACAGCUCUCCGGAGACGUUCUCUUCACCAUCAUCUACGGAUGGGUUUUCGAAGGCCUGAUCGGCGUCAUCAUACCAUUCGUGUUAAUCCUGGUCUUGAACAGCCGUCUCAUAUACGAAAUACACAAAUCAACACAAUACCUUAAGCGACAGAUUGGUGCCAACACGCGAACCAGCUUCGACAUCAGUUCAGAACAAAUGAAAAUCACAACAAUGUUGAUCGCGAUGUGCGUCGUCUUCCUCAUCUGCCAGGCUCCGUAUGUUCUCUACAAUUACGUCAUUAGCAUCCAUGCCGGGAGCUUCAGGGGCCAGCACCAUUUAUUAAUUAUGGCAGUAUCAAUCCUGUUAGCGGCAAUGAAAUCAACCAUAAACUUUGUGCUUUACUGUUGGUUCAGCGAAAAGUUUUGGACCACUUUUAAAAGUCUGUUGUGCUUCAGGUGUGCAAAGUUGCGCAACCUGACCCAAAACCAAUCAAACGGUAACCCAAAGAACAUAAACCCCAGAAAUAAUUCCGUCUCCAAUUCUAAAGAAACUACCAUUUAAUUCUACGCGAUUCCCAUCUUCCAAUCUCCACGCUUACCAGUCUGUCUCUGUUUCAUAUACAUACAUGCAUACAUACAUACAUUACAUAUAUACACACACACAUACAUACAUACAUACAUACAUAGAUACAUACACAUACAUACAUACCCCCACAAAUAUAUA